ACAGAAGUUUACUUGCAUUUUUAAUUACGAGUUCUUAUAUAUAGGAUUAUGUUCCUUGAUCACUAUAGUUUGAUUGAGCUUCAUGUACGUUAGCAAAAUAUCUUUGACGUUAGUUGCUUGAGUAGUUUACCCAAUUUACAUGCCUAGGGAGUCGAAGGGGUUGAAUGGGUGAAAAUAUGGUUUCUAGAAAAGAGGAAUCUUUAUGGUCGGGAACAGCGUGUCGUGUGGCAGUAAAUGCUGUUUCUCAUCCCAUUGAAUAUGCUAAAGUUUUAAUUCAGAUUGGACAUGAACCUAUUGCGCCCUAUGCGACGAGAACAAUUUUCGGAAGGCCUGCACUAGCUUUACCAAAUGUCUAUAAGUACAUCAAAUACAUAAAAGGUGUCGAUGGAUUCACCGGUUGUUAUCGAGGCCUUGUGCCUAAACUUUGCUCAUAUACAGUCAGUGCUGUUGUAUGUGAAAAAACUGCAGAAUAUAUUGAAUCUAAAUAUCCUAGACCACGAAUAGAGCCUGAAGAUGAAGAAGAAAGUGCUGAGAAGUAUAUUCAAGACUUCCUAAGAGAUUUAGUUAGUAGGGUUGUAGGAAUUAUUAUUAGUCAUCCUCUAGACGUUAUUUCACUGCGAAUGAUGGCUCAAUUUGUUGGCGGUGAAAUAAAAUACAGUGGUUUAAUACAAUCUCUUGUAGAGAUUUACAAAGAGAAUGGUAUCUCGGGAUAUUUUGCAGGGCUCAUGCCACGUCUCAUUGCAAAUGCGGCAACUUUAGUAAUAGUCAGUUCCUCCACUUACGCUAUCAACAAAUACGUAAUAACGGAUCGAGAAAUGAAAAGUUUCACUGCAUCGACGAUGACUUUCCUCGCCACCACAGUCACGUAUCCAUUUUUGGUUGUCUCUCAUUGCAUGGCGGUUAAUAAUUGUGGGCUGGUAGCUGGCGUUCCUCCACAAAUGCCAAUUUACACUAAUUGGCUGGACUGCUGGGCUCACUUAUCAGCCACGAACCAACUAAAACGAGGAAGUAGUUUGCUCUGGCGUUACUACACAGAACCGCCAAAUCUCAUAAAUAACAAACCCUUCCCGAUAAGUACAUCCGCUUUCUACAUGAAGAGUAUAAAAUAGUCUGCAACUUCGAAAAUAUAUUCCAUUGAGAGACCUACUUACAUAAGAAUAAUUCCAAAUGAUGAAUUAAAGCAUUUGUUGUAUUAUAUAAAUCUAUUUGUGCAUUGCAUUUUGAAGUGUGUACAGUGUUGUUAAGACCAGUUAUGACUCGCCAAUGUUUUUAGAAGGAUUUAUUUAAAACUUUACCCCUUUGACAACAUAGAAUGUUUGAUCUUUGUUUUCAAAGUAUACCUAUACUUACAAAUACAUGAUGAAAGGGAUCAAAAACUUGAGAUCCAACAGAAUGAAAA
Messenger RNA from Belonocnema kinseyi, 1399 nucleotides. Its product is annotated as mitochondrial carrier homolog 2-like. The record is from RefSeq and is a predicted model, not a curated record. Lineage: Eukaryota; Metazoa; Arthropoda; Insecta; Hymenoptera; Cynipidae. The transcript has 7 exons. The coding region runs from base 165 to 1109 and encodes 314 amino acids.